AUGAUGACAGAGCGUGGUAAACGCGGACGUGAGUCAUCUGCGGAGUCAUCACCGGCGGUGAAAGUACGCGAUCAUCCCGCAGGCGCCAAUUCACCAAAGACAACAACAACAACAACAACACACACUGCUGAGAAUCCCGCAUGUGAACUAGUACUUCCACCAACAAAUAACAGUAAUGAUCACAAUGACAACAAUGAGAUGAAGCUCAAGGAUACUUUAGCGGCUGCUGUGGCGGAGCAGUUCUCAGUUGUAGAGAUUCUCUUUCAAUUAGAGGCGGAUCGUAAACGCACUGGUGGUGUACUCUUCCCACGUGAUAUUGCCUCUUUGCUGUUGUGGACAGUGCCGUGUGCGGUGCCGUUAGUGGAAGGGCCGCGUGUGUUCUUUCUGCGAAACCGAUCACGACUGCGUGAUGUGGUGGUGGUGUAUGUGAAUGGAUGGACACAUGAUGAUAUGAUGCGAUGCAGUACAGGUGAGGCAAAUCUCAUCACAAUAGCAGAAACAAACGAUACACGACUUCCUCCAAAGAAAAAGAUUCGACAAGAGGAGGAAGGGGAGAAUAAUAAUAAUAAUAAUAAUAAUAAUAAUAAUAAUAAUGAUAAUAAUAAUCUUGUGAGAGUGUCAGAGGCAGGAAGGUGGGCUGAGUCUAUUGGACGAUCAAUGUUAAGUCCAAUACGCACACAGAACUGUUGGGCACGACGGGAGUGUGGAGUGCAGUUUGCACCCAUGUUGAUCACAGAUAAGAGAAAUACAUUAGAACAUAAUAUUUUCUGGCGUAAUGAUGCACCAAGAACAAUGAAUCCCAAUAAUAAUAAUAAUAAUAAUAAUAAUAAUAAUAAUAAUAAACGCCGUGAUCAUGGAGAGACCAUGGAGUUAAUAAGAGAGGAUCGUGUGGAUGAAAAUAAAAGCACCGUAGCAACAGCGGAUUCAAGUGGAGUGGGUGGUCUCUUUAAACGUGCCUUAACCAUUCACGGUUCUCCAACAGGGACAACUCCAACAGAUGAUGUCGUCAUUACACCAACACCGUCCUUUGCAACUGUGAUGCCAUCUUCACCUGUGGAGGCGGUGCAGGUGCCAUUACCGCCUGCAGAGGGACAUCCAUCCCUGUGGGAAGAUCGAGAUACACUAUUGCAGUAUGCGUUAACAUUGGAAAAGGAUAAGGCAUUACUGAAGAGUCUCGCAUUUGUCGUGGAUGUACCAGAAGAAGAAGGAGAAGGAGGAGGAGAAAAAAAAAAGAAUGAGGUUGGUGGUGAGGGAUCAGAGUGGAGUUGCUUUGAAGAGGAGACAACUACAACUACAACUACUAUUCCUAAUAAUAGCAAUAAUAAUAAUAGUGAUGAUGUGAGUGAUGAAAAGAAUGAGAAUCACCUACCACGUGUAUAUGCGUUAGACUGUGAAAUGGUACUGAUAGCCAAUCGAGUGAGUGCAUUAGCGCGUUUAACGUUAGUGGAUGUACGUGCGGCUACCGUAGUAUUAGAUACACUCGUCAAACCCGCAGAGCCGGUGGUGGAUUACGUUACUCGAUAUAGUGGUGUAGAUGCUGAGAUGUUAGCCAAUGUGGAAACUACCCUGCAGGAUUGUCAACGAGAACUCAAGCGAUUUAUCAACACCACUACUUUUGUCGUUGGACACAGUUUGGAGAAUGACUUUAAGGCGUGUAAAAUGCUUCCCAACUGUUAUAUUUUAGACUCUGCACAUCUCUUCCCACAUCCGGCUGGUUUGCCGUUUAAAAACUCUCUUCGUUUUCUCGCUCUGCGGUAUUUGCAGAGACGCAUUCAACAAGGUGCCCACGACAGUGCGGAGGAUGCCUGUGUGAGUGCAGAGUUGGUGUAUCUUAAACUUCAACACGGCCCGCAAUUCGGCAUCCGCGCGCAGGUGAGUGUUCUUCAACUCAUGGAACAGGCCGGAAUGCCAACAGAAACAACAGAAACAACAAUAGAAACGGAAGAGACGACUGGGAUGAUGUGUUCAUCCUCAUCCUCAUCUUCUUCAUCGCCUACGGUGACGUUAAAUAUAUUUGAUGAUGCCUGUGUGAUUCGUGAUCUUCUCCCACGCAAUGCGGAUGCCCACAAUGGACAUCGCAUCAACGCCGUGCCCGUGCGUAGUGAUAAUGACGCCGUACGCAAAGCCGUGCGAUCUCUACAGCAGCGGCGGGCCGCACGGCAACAGGCUGUAGAUGGAUUGCCAGACACAUACGCACUAACUUGGGUACAACUCACACAGAACGUGGUGCGGCGAAGAGAAGAAGAAGAAGAACAGGAAGAAGAGAAACAAGAUGAGGAAAAGAAGGAAGAAGAAGAAGAAAAGGAAAAAAAAGAGGAGGAUGAGGCAUCUUGGGAGGAACAACAAUUAUUGCGUGUGGAGGAGACGAAUCGUCGUGUUCUGCAGAUCGUUGAAGCGGCACCGCACAACAGUCUUGUGCUUGUUCUUGCCGCCGGUACAAAAGAUGCAUUGAGAUCUUUAGAUACAAUAACAACAACAACAACGUCUGAGCAGCCCCGUGGUGUCUGCUUUGCUUUUGUAAAGGAUGAUAAGGCUCAGGGGCCAUCAGCCUCAUGGCUUGCUGGAGAAGUAGCAACAACAACAUCUACUACUACUACUACUACUACUACUACUACUACUACUACUAAUAAUAAUAAUAAUAGUAGUAGCACUGCUGCAGCGGCAGGAAGAAAGGAGGGAAUCUCUGGCGUCAAGCUUUCAACACCUCCAGCGUGUGAGCAGCAAUAA
Molecule: messenger RNA, 2727 nt
Organism: Trypanosoma theileri
Lineage: Eukaryota; Euglenozoa; Kinetoplastea; Trypanosomatida; Trypanosomatidae
Exons: 1
Coding region: 1-2727 (908 amino acids)
Cellular component (GO): nucleus
Molecular function (GO): nucleic acid binding; exonuclease activity
Source: RefSeq, a predicted model, not a curated record